Messenger RNA from Ricinus communis (castor bean), 2492 nucleotides. Its product is annotated as origin of replication complex subunit 3. The transcript has 17 exons. The record is from RefSeq and is a predicted model, not a curated record. Gene Ontology annotation, biological process: DNA replication; DNA replication initiation. The coding region runs from base 82 to 2331 and encodes 749 amino acids. Gene Ontology annotation, cellular component: DNA replication preinitiation complex; nuclear pre-replicative complex; nuclear origin of replication recognition complex. Lineage: Eukaryota; Viridiplantae; Streptophyta; Magnoliopsida; Malpighiales; Euphorbiaceae. Gene Ontology annotation, molecular function: DNA replication origin binding.
CAAUUUCCCGCCAAAAUUACACUGCUAAAACCCUAACGAACCGAGAAUUUCCUUGCUGUCCUUUUCGCCCGCUCUCAGAAAAUGGCGCCAUCUGCAACAGCAAAUUCUCCCAAUUCGCCAACUUCUCCGCCCACCGACAUCAGCGAGAACAAUCUACAGCCAUUUUUUGUUCUGCGCGAAGCUACGUCGUCUCACAAUAAAUCUAAUGAAAGACCUAAUAAAACACCAAAAACAAGGAGGCGAAUUGAUUUAUCUCCGUCUAAGAAUAAAGAGACUGAGAAACCUGAAGGAGAAAGCGAUGAUCACGAAUUUGUCCACCAAAGAAUGGAAGCUUUUGAGCUUAUCUGGUCAAAAAUCGAGUCAACUAUUAAAGAUGUCUUGAGAGAUCUCAACACCAGCGUAUUCGAUGAGAUAUAUCGGUGGAUUCGAGAGUCUUUUAACAGCAUUAAAUCAUGUGGAGAACCUUCUUUUCUUGAAGCAACUCAAUCCUUUCCUGCUGCAAAAGAUGUUACUUCUAAAAAACUGUUUACUGGCCUUGUUCUUACUAAGAAUUUGGAGUUUGCCGAUGACCUACUGACAUUCAAAGAGCUUGGCUUACAUUUAAAAUCUCAAGGAUGCUACUUGGCUAAUCUUUCUUCACUGGAUUUCUCAGUGAAAAAUGGAAUUGGUGGUUGUCUAAGAAGUUUAUUGAGACAGCUUGUAAUGGUUACUUUGGAUGCACCUGAUAUAUCCAUCUUGGCAACGUGGUACAGAGAACAAGGAGACUGUACUAAUCCGGUUGUUAUAAUCAUAGAUGAUUUGGAGCGAUGUUGUGGGUCUGUCUUGUCUGAUUUCAUCAUUAUGUUGUGUGAAUGGGUAUUAAAAAUCCCAGUGAUUUUAAUUAUGGGAGUGGCAACAACACUUGAUGCUGUGAGAAACAUUCUUCCUGCAAAUAUGCUACAUCAUUUGUGCCCUUGUAAGUUCAUUUUUGGCACCCCGUCUGAGAGGAUGGAUGCAAUUGUUGAGGCUGUCCUUGUGAAGCAGUGUUCUGGUUUCAGUAUAGGUCACAAGGUGGCUGUUUUUUUGAGAAAUUACUUUGUAAGCCAUGAUGGAACCUUGACAUCUUUCAUAAGAGCUUUAAAGAUAGCAUGUGCUCAACAUUUUUCUAUGGAACCUCUAAGCUUCAUGCUCCUAUGGUUUCUUGAAGAGGAUAAUAAGGUGUUACAUGGUGAAAAUUAUGGAUUAUCACCAGAAAAUAUGUGCAAGCAUGCUUUUGAGCUUCCAUCUUGUUUGAGAAAGAAAAUGGUUGAACAGAAUGGUGAUACUUUGGUCCAUGGGCUGUCGGAAUUGAAGAAAUUGUGCAGUCAGUGGAGUAAUAUAGUUAUGUGCCUAUAUGAAGCUGGGAAAUGUGAUAAAGUUCGACUCUUAGAUUUGUUCUGUGAGGCCCUUGACCCAGAGUCAGAUAUGUCAAGGGUUUGCAAUGCUCAAAAGGGCUUACAAAAAGAUAUCGUGGUAUCGCCAAGAACUCAAGAUAUGCAUGUAAAAAAUCCUAGUUUACAAAAGGAUGGUUUUAUUGGUUGCGCACUACGGAAGGUAAGGGAUCUUCCAGCAAAGCAGCUAUAUACGGUGCUUAAAGGUUGGGAAAAACAUUCGGCUGAUAACCCUCAGAUCCAGGAGAAAGUGAAGGAGCUCUUAUCAACAUUGAAAUUUGAGGAUAUAUCAACAUUGAAAUUUGAGGAUAGCAAGAAUGUAAAACAUGAUGUGAUAGAUCUAUCCAAGAGAAAUGCAUCUCGAAGCCAUUUGCAUUUUAAGGAUUCCAAAGUGGCAAAUGAGAAAGCUGUAAGACUAGCAGAAUAUAUGAUUAGAAACCAUUUGCAGCCUGUUGAGUGCAUACCUUUCCAUGAAAUUAUCUGCUUUAAGAGUGUUGACAACCUUCAAGCGGCGUUACUUGGACACCCGAGAAGAAGGAUUCAAGUUGAUCUCCUGGAAUUCCAUAAUAUCAUCCAUUGCAGUUGCUGCCGCAGGAGUGGCAAUAGCCUGCUGCCAUCCGUGCAUGAUUCCUCAAUUAUGUAUAGCUUAGCUCAGGAGCAUGGGGAUCUUGUUAAUCUCCACGACUGGUACCAGUCUUUCAAGUCAGUAAUUCUUAGCUCUAGUAAUAAAGGUAAACACCGGUCGAAGCAUUCUCCAUCACCAAAGAAAAGGAAAGUUACAACUGAAACUGCAAAACCAAGCGAAGCAUCAAUUCAAGCACGUUUUUGCAGGGCAGUGACGGAGCUCCAAAUCACUGGGCUAAUUCGAAUGCCUGGUAAAAGACGGCCGGAUUAUGUGCAGAGAGUGGCCUUUGGAUUAUAGCAUGUUUUUAGUAUCACCUGAAACACUUCUUUUACUUUUCCCCUUUUGUAUGUUUUAAUUAAACAAUUUGUGUAAUUUACUUGUUUCGUGUUAAUUGUAGUAAAAGAAAAACAUAGUUGUCGCCGUCUCCUCUACAACUCUGAAGGGCGGGUUAAAGCUAA